Molecule: messenger RNA, 1397 nt
Organism: Rotaria sp. Silwood1
Lineage: Eukaryota; Metazoa; Rotifera; Eurotatoria; Philodinida; Philodinidae
Source: the annotation of a GenBank genome assembly
AAUAUGUAUCUUCCUGAUCAGGGAUUCGAAUUGAUAGAAAUGGUUCUGACUCUUCAACAUUUGUGAGGUAUGUGUCACUUGUAUGCUUUGGCAUUUUUCACAUGAUGGUCUAUCGUUUUAGAUACCUAAGUCGAAAAUCAAAAGUUUUGCGGCGGCCGGUCUCAUACAAAGUUGGUAGGUCCUCUCGUGGAUCCUCUCUUAAUAGAUUUUAUUCAUUCUAUGAUUGAGAAAUUCAUAAUCGUCAAUUUCCAUAAAUAAAUAUUUGAAUGAUAAUAUGAAUUGAAGAUCAACUUGAUAUGAUCGUUUUCGUAGUUCAACAUCAACUAUGAUAAACGAAAUUAAAGUUCAUUAUUAAUCUUUCACAAUGUAUUUCAGCGGAAUUAUGUAUGAAAAAGAAACAAUUAUGAAUAAUAAUAGAAGAAAUACUUCAAAUGAGUUUUUCAUAAGUAAUGACACAAAAUAAAACAACAUUAGUUCAUAGUAGGUUAAUGAAAGAAAAACAAAUGAAGAAAAUAUUUAUCGAAUGUUUUUUUUAGGUGAAGCUUUAUUUGAAGUAGCACAGAAACUUUGGACAAGAUUCGUUUAAUGAAAAUUGGAAAUAACGGAUAAAAUUUAACAAGAAAUUCUGCAUGUUGCUUCAGUAAUCUUUUGAAAUUAAAAAGAAUUUUGAGAGAUUUGAUCUAAUCGAGUGAUCUUAUUUAAAGUAUUCAACAAUUAACUGCUGAUAUAACAAAUACUUUUAUGAUCAAGUCAUCUUCAUCAACUUCGAUUAACAAAAGUAAAACGUGAACAACUUCAAUUACAUCGAUCAACAAUUCUUGUAAAAAGAAAUGUUUUCCGCCCCACAAAAAUAUCAAGCACUUUUUUGGUUUAUUUAAAGGAUGCUUUAUCUUUAGUAGUCUUUGUUCAUGUUUCAAGUGUUCAAGAAAAUCUUGAUGACGAGUAUCGUCGAUUAGAACAAGUAGAAACAUCUUAAUCUUUUUUUUUUAUUAAAAACUUUUUCUUGUUUAUGCGAAGAAUGUCUUGCUAUUCAACAUGAUUUAUUACGUGAAUGUGAUUUAUGGAAUUUUGAUGAACUUGAUAAUAUCAAAAAAAUCACAUCGGAUGCGUCAACGAAUCGCUUACUCGACCAAGCAUUUAAGUUGAUAAGACAACUUUCAGAAACUAUAACUGAUUUAGCUGAUGAAUUAGUAUCGAUGUGCGGUAUAAAUUAUCUUCUAUCUUUCACAGACAUACAACGUAUUUUGGAUCAUGAUUUAACACUUGAAUUACUUUAUGCAUUAUCUGAAUAUGGUGAUCUAAAUGAAAAAAUUCAUGUUAAACCACAGCUAAUUCAACAAAAAAUGUCCAUAUUUUUAAUCCGUCAUGGUUAUAAUUGUUAUAAAAUGCGUUCAUGA